Molecule: messenger RNA, 1016 nt
Organism: Lactuca saligna
Lineage: Eukaryota; Viridiplantae; Streptophyta; Magnoliopsida; Asterales; Asteraceae
Source: the annotation of a GenBank genome assembly
AUGCUUCCACCUGUUAUUCUUCAUUACCGACUGCUUUUAUCUAUCUUCCACCCGAACUUCUAUCUUUCACUCGAAUCCAUCUUCUACACCUUGUCUGCUUCCCACCGCCACCACAAUUCUCGAAUUUACGUCUCCUUUAGAUUUGAGAAGGACCUACAUCAAUACUUCUUCAGGAUUCAGAAACCUUCCGACAUCGAUUACACUGCAAACCUCGAUUACACGGGACGACUUCCUGACUACAGGUUUGGGAAGUGGGUUUUGGAUGACAAACAUGCCUAUAAGGCGUUCGAUGAAAUGUUUGAGCCAAUUAAUCGGGAUACAAUUACAGCUUUUGAGGUGCAACCCGAGUUUGUUUUCCAGUUAUUAGAAAAUAAAAGAGGAACACAUAUUUUUUUUGAGCAUAUUGAGGCAAAAUAUAUUUGCGGAAUUACAGCCGAUGCAAACACUCUGUGUGGAAGAUUAGAAAGAGCUGGAAGAGCCAAAAACUUACCUAAAAAAGUCAAAGAUGGAGUCAGAGGUGUGGAAUCACAUCAAGAAAACACCCCUUCAGCCUCAAUCAUAGUAGUUGGUGAUGAAAUUAUUUCUGGAAAGAUGGAGGAUGAAUUAAGACAUUUGUUGUGUAGGAAGCUUCAUUCUAUUCGUUCGAGUGUUUCCCAUAUUGCUGUUGUAUCAAAUUUUGUAGCUCAAGAAGUUGAAAUCCAAAAGUCUACAAGUUACAUGGUUUGUCUUGUGUAUUCUGGAAAAUCGACAUUUUUAGGAAUAUUGCUACACCUUCUGGGGCAAAUAUCUCAGAAAUAAAUGCAUAAGUUUAACAAUUUUAGGAGUUUAUUACAAUAAGGUAACUGUGAUUUCAUUCACAAUUUUAGGAGUUUAUUACAAUUUUAUUACCUUUGAUAAUGAUGAAUAUAUCAAAGGUUAAUUCUAUAUUGCGAGAAAAUUGUUUUUUUGUAGUAUGUAAAACAAGCACCCAACUGCAAAAACACAUGUUCCGAAUACCCAGUUGAAGUGCAAAGUUG